AUGGGUGGCGAUUUGAACUUGAAGAAAUCAUGGCAUCCAUCACUCCUCCGCAAUCAAGAACGUGUGUGGUCGGAGGAAAAGCGCGCACUGGAGGAGCGCAAGCGCAUCGACCAGCUCCGCCGUGAACGCGAUGAAGAGCGCCAAAUCCAAGACCUGCAGCGUCUGCAGGAGGAAUCCGGGAAGCCGAAGCAGCACAACAGGGUCGAUUGGAUGUACCAGGCACCAUCGAGCGCGACAGGCCACUACUCGGAGGAGAUGGAGGGGUACCUGCUGGGAAAGCGCCGGAUCGACGGGGUGAUACUGAAAAAUGACGACAACAAGAAGUUGGAGAAGGGAGCCGAUGUGACUGCCUCUCAAGCCCCGCCGCCUCCUGCUGGCAAUCCCCGGGAUACCAUGGCCAAGGUGAUGGCAGAUCCUCUGCUAGAGAUUAAGAAGAGGGAGCAGGCGGCGUAUGAGGCUAUGGUUAAAAAUACAGUGCGUCGGAGUCGGGACCAAGAUCGCGAGAGCAGCAGCCACAAGCGUAGGCAACAUGGUGAUGACGAAGAAUCCCACCGACGUCAUCGUCGCUCCCAUCGUCACAGAUCUCGAUCACCCUCGUCUCCAGAGCGAUCACAUAGAAGCCGGAGGGAUGACCGGAGCUAUAGGGAUGAUCGGGAUCGCAGAGAUAGAGACCGGAGAGAUGACAGAAACCGCAGGAGCGAUAGGCACAAUGGCAGAGACGAUAGGGAUCGCAGAAGUGGUAGAGACGACAGAGAUCAUUACUACAGCAGAGACAAAGAUCGUGACGACAAGUAUGACUGGUCCACACGUCGCGGAUCGUCCCCUCGGCCAGACGAUCAUCCCUCAGACCGACGCCGGACAGGCGAUGAUCGCAGAAACAACUGGGAUCAGGGCCGAAGGGAUUCCCGCAGAACCUAUGACAAGAGGGAUAACCGGGGCCCUAGAGACUCGCACCCACGGGAACGAGGACCCAGCAACCGCAACGGAGCGGGAGAGGCAGACGGCAACAAAGCCAGGGAUCUAGAAGAAGACCGCAAGAGAAGAUUGGCGGAGAUGAUGUCUAACGCAUCUGAAAUGGAAGAUACCCGUCGACAGCACAUCGCUGAUGUCACGGCCAAGGAAGAGAAACAGCGCGAAGAGGACGACAAGAACCGGUCUGAACGGGGUCGCUUUGUGGGACAGAUGCACCGACAGCUUCAGAAUGACAGCUUAGAUGACCGUAUCAAACGCAGUCGUGGUGGCUUGGCUCGGAUGGAUGAAGAUGAGUGA
Molecule: messenger RNA, 1269 nt
Organism: Aspergillus wentii DTO 134E9
Lineage: Eukaryota; Fungi; Ascomycota; Eurotiomycetes; Eurotiales; Aspergillaceae
Gene: cwc25
Product: U2-type spliceosomal complex subunit CWC25
Exons: 2
Coding region: 1-1269 (422 amino acids)
Biological process (GO): mRNA splicing, via spliceosome
Cellular component (GO): U2-type spliceosomal complex
Source: RefSeq, a predicted model, not a curated record